Messenger RNA from Elgaria multicarinata webbii, 3690 nucleotides. RefSeq names its product MBL associated serine protease 1 (gene MASP1). Gene Ontology annotation, cellular component: extracellular region. Gene Ontology annotation, molecular function: serine-type endopeptidase activity; calcium ion binding. The transcript is spliced from 16 exons. Bases 201 to 2291 code for a protein of 696 amino acids. The record is from RefSeq and is a predicted model, not a curated record. Gene Ontology annotation, biological process: proteolysis; complement activation, lectin pathway. Lineage: Eukaryota; Metazoa; Chordata; Lepidosauria; Squamata; Anguidae.
CGUGACCAGCAUGGGGAAUGCCAGAGAAUCCCAGACGCACACACACAUUCUCUCUCUCUUUCUCUCUCUUUCUCACACACAAAUCUCUGAAGAAAGAUAAGCCAAACAGCUGAACUCCUGGGACAACACACUUUGACAGCAACAAACCUCUCUCUACACGGAUCAGCACACCAAAAGCAGUGGAGCCCGCAGGAGGAGAAAUGAGGUUGAUCUUGGUCUGGUCCUUUUGCGUCUUCCGCCUUGUCGAAGGAGAUGCCAUGGAGCUGACCGACAUGUUUGGAGAGAUUCAUUCCCCCAACUUCCCAGAUUCCUACCCCAGUGAUUCGGAGGUGACCUGGAAUAUAACUGUGCCGGAUGGGUUUCGAGUCAAGCUCUACUUCAUGCAUUUCGAUCUUGAAUCGUCCUAUCUUUGUGAAUACGACUUUGUGAAGGUUGAGUCUGAAGACCAGUUCUUGGCUACUUUCUGCGGAAGGGAGGCUACGGACACAGAGCAAACGCCAGGGCAGCAGGCAAUCGUGUCUCCCGGUCCAUUCAUGAGCCUCACAUUCAGAUCAGACUUCUCCAAUGAGGAACGCUUCACAGGUUUUGACGCUCAUUACACAGCAGUGGACAUUGACGAGUGCCUGGAGAAGAGUGACGAGGAGCUGGCCUGCGACCACCACUGCCACAACUACAUCGGCGGGUACUACUGCUCCUGCAGGUUUGGCUACAUCCUCCACUCUGACAACAGGACAUGCAAAGUGGAGUGCAGCGACAACCUCUUCGUUCAGAGAAAUGGGGUGAUCAACAGCCCAGACUUUCCCAACUCCUACCCCAAGAGCUCUGAUUGUUUGUACCGCAUCGAGUUGGAAGAGGGCUUCUUCAUUACCCUGCAGUUCGAAGACAACUUUGACAUUGAAGACCAUCCAGAGGUCACCUGCCCAUACGAUUACAUAAAGAUCAAAGCUGGACUGAAGGAGUUUGGACCUUUGUGUGGAGAAAGAUCUCCAGGACGUAUCGAGACCCAGAGCAACAGCGUCCAGAUCCUGUUCCACAGUGAUAACUCUGGAGAAAACGGAGGCUGGAAGCUGACUUACACAGCCGUCGGGGACCCCUGCCCGCUUCUGGAGCCCCCGCCCAAUGGCAAAAUUGAGCCGUCCCAGGCAAGGUACACCUUCAAGGACCAGGUGGUGAUCAGCUGCAACACAGGAUACAAUGUCCUCAAGGAUGACGUGGAGAGUGAAACAUUCCAGAUCGAGUGCAUGAAGGAUGGGAUAUGGAGCAGCAAAGUCCCGAUCUGCAAAAUUGCAGACUGCAAGGUGCCACCCGCGCUAGGCCACGGCAUCCUAACCUUCUCUACGCCAGACAACCUGACCACGUACCAGUCAGGGAUCCAGUAUUCCUGCCAUCAUCCAUACUACCAGAUGGUCCCCAACGUCACAGGUACCUACACCUGUGAUGCUAAGGGGAUCUGGAGAAGUGCAGAGUUGGGGAGGCGUCUACCUUCUUGCCAACCAGUGUGUGGGAAGCCCAGGUUCUCCAGAAGCUUGCUGGCCCGUAUUGCUAAUGGCCGCUAUGCCCAGAGAGGGAUCUCGCCGUGGAUCGCCAUGCUGCACAGGAACGGACGCCCCUUCUGCGGAGGCUCACUCCUGGGCAAUAAAUGGAUUGUGACCGCUGCUCACUGCCUCCAUGAUGAACUGGACCUGGAGAACCCUGUCCUCAGAAGCAAUGAUGUGAUCAGCUCUUCAUCAUUCAAAAUUAUCCUGGGUAAGCACAGAACCCAGGCCCAAGACGAUACAGAACAACUCCUCCGACCCCAAACGCUCCACAUCCAUCCCUCUUACAAGCCGGCCACCUUUGAGUAUGACAUCGCCCUGGUGGAACUGUCAGAAGAAGCCAGGCUGAAUGAUUACGUGAUGCCGGUUUGUUUCCCAGAUGGCUUGCCCCCAAACGAUGCCAUGGUCCUUGUCACCGGAUGGGGGAAGCAGUUCUUGCAACGUCUCCCAGAUGCCCUGAUGGAGAUUGAGAUUCCAUUGACAGACCACGCAGUGUGCAAAGCAGCUUAUGCCAAGCUGCAGAAGGCCGUGACACAAGAUAUGUUGUGUGCUGGAGAAAAACAAGGAGGAAAAGAUGCUUGCAGUGGAGAUUCCGGGGGGCCCAUGGUCACUUUGAACAACCGCACUGGCCAGUGGCAGCUCAUAGGGACUGUGUCUUGGGGCGAUGGAUGUGGCUUGAAUGACCGCUAUGGGGUGUAUUCCAAUGUUCUGCUGACCCUGCCCUGGAUUAAGCAGAUCAGUGGGGUGGAAUAUUGAUGCCUCUGAACCAUAACUAACGUCCAAACCCAAAAGAGGGAUUGCACUCUUCCAGCAGAGAGUCGCUCCCCAACGAGUCUAACCUGAACCUCUACCAAAGAAAGCCCUUGGCAUUAGACCAGCGGGGGAAAUGACUAUUGAUAUUUUUCUCUAGAAAUGGAGAAAGAGAAAGAUCUGGCCUGGAUCCUACAUCCAACUGAACUGAACUCAGUUCCAAAAGCCCGACACUAAUCUUUACCAGGAAAUUCAAUAAUGCUUUGUCUUACGGUGAUCCCACAGUUGUGGAUCAAAACAAUUAGGGCCAUUUUUGGUUUGCAAAAGAUUUGCAAAAGCCUUCUGCAGCCCACUAUCUUCCUUGGAAAGGAACUCUCUAACUAGGAUUCAAAGAAAUCUCAGGGGAAUUACAAUAGCUUUGACAGUUGAAUGUGCAUUUAGGGUGUUGUUGGCAGGAAGCAGACUUUGAUAGCAGGACACAUACUUUGGGCUCCAUCACACCACCGUUUUAUCACACUCGUGUCAUGCCUGGUUUGCUGUUUUGCAGCACGGUACUCACAUGACGUCGUGCCUGUCCUGCAAUCACCCUGCCUCUUCCCCUCCGUUUCCUUUGUUUUCCUAGAGCGGGGAAAGUCCGGUUUAUUUCCUCCACAUGAGAUUAACCUGCCCUUCUGCCCCCGUGUAUUGCUAUGUCCUUUGUUGGAGGGGUGUGCUUUGAAGGGUGAUCUUGCUAAUGAAAGAGGCCUCCACGUCCAUCACAAUGUCACAACCAAUGAACUGGAGGGGGCUGGAGAAGGGGUGGGCGGGGCAGGGUAGAGUUAGAGAGCAAAUAAGCAAAAGGACGUUUCACCGGUAUAGUGGCAAUACCACAACAUGACAAGGACCAUUAGCUUGAUGCGCUAAUGAAACGGAGGUGGAAAUCGUGGAGGCAAACCAGGAAAAAAAAAUAGGUGUACUGGAGCUCUUUGUGAUGCAUGAAGACUCAGUCCUCAACAUCUCCCGUUCAAACAAGAGGCGAUAACGCUUUUAUUUUUUCUGUUGAGAGCCCCAUUCAUAUGUGGAUAAUCUGUCAGGCUGCAUGUCGGUGGGACCAAAAUAGGGUGACCAUAUGAAAAGGAGGACAGGGGUCCUAUAUCUUUAAUAGUUGCAUAGAAAAGGGAAUUUCAGCAGGUGUCAUUUGUAUAUAUGGGGAACCUGGUGAAAUUCCCUCUUCAUCACAACAGUUAAAGCUGCAGGAGCUAUACUAGAGUGACCAGAUUUAAAAGAGGGCAGGGCACCUGCAGCUUCAACUGUUGUGAUGAAGAGAGAAUUCCACCAGGUUCUCCAUAUAUACAAAUGACACCUGCUGAAAUUCCCUUUUCUAUGCAACUGUUAAAGGUACGGGAGCCCUGUCCUCCUUUUCAUA